Contarinia nasturtii (swede midge) is the source of this 894-nucleotide messenger RNA. Its product is annotated as zinc finger protein 596-like. The record is from RefSeq and is a predicted model, not a curated record. NCBI's taxonomy places the organism in Eukaryota, Metazoa, Arthropoda, Insecta, Diptera, Cecidomyiidae. The coding region runs from base 1 to 894 and encodes 297 amino acids. The transcript is spliced from 2 exons. Gene Ontology annotation, cellular component: nucleus.
AUGAAUCCGUAUCAGAGCAAAGGAACCUGUUGUGGAAAGAUGAAGCGCAAAUGUAAGUGCAAACGAUCAGCCACAAAAAUCACUGUCAAGCAAGAAGUUGUGGUCAAAGAAGAACCCUCGGAUGGUGGCGAAUUGCUUCAUUAUCCGGUACCACCAUCGCCAGUUGAAGCAAACGCCUCAAUCAAAUCAGAGAGCGAAAGUGACAGCGAAAUCGAUUCGGUGAAGAAGGAAAUUAAGUGUGAAGAUGAAUGUUUGACCAAAAAAGACGAUGAGGCACAAGUUGGAUGCUUAAAAGGCGUAGCAGAUAAGGACGAAUCAUUUGGUGGGAACGGAAGCGGACCAAGACCAAAAUUGAACAGCAAAGGAACAAAUCGGAAACAAAAGGAUGAUGGCAAGAUGAAAAACGGCUCAAAAAAAGAUCGCAAAGGGAAAGUAUUGAAGAAACAAAUGGCAAGUGCACAGAAGAAACACAAAUGUCAUUUGUGCAAAUAUGCCUCAUCAAACAAAUCUCAUUUAACAGAUCACAUUCGAGCCCACACUGGCGAAAAGCCAUUUGAAUGCAAUCUUAAGAAACAUUUGGCUACACAUGCCAAACAACGUCCGUUGCGUUGUGCCAAAUGCUAUCGACCAUUUGCCCAAGACGGUGACAAGAAAGCUCACGAAGAACAGUGCAAUCGUCGCUUAAAUCAUUGCUACUUGUGUAAAGAAGCAAAGCAAGAUUCACAGAAAUUAAAGCGGCACAUGCGAAGCUAUCAUACUGGGGAAAGACCAUACCCAUGUGAAGUAUGCGGUGCACGUUUCUUAAUGCAAGCAGAUAUCAAAAAACACACGAAGACCGUUCAUCGUAAGACAGACCAACCGAAUUUUAAAUCGAAAGAAUUUAAACAACAUUAA